GCAAUUGGAUGAAAAUUGGUGAGCUGAAAUUUCUUCCACCACUAUAAAUUUGUCAUCAAUUAAGGGACUUCCAGCUAGCCACUCCGAAUAAUACAGGGACAAUAAUGGCUAUUAUUAUACCUGAGUGUCCACUAGACUCCAAAGCUGAGAAAACCAUUCCACUCCUAGGCUUCGGUACAGCCGAAUAUCCAUUCGGUACCUCCUCAGAAUCCAUGAAAGAAAUCAUUCUUCAUGCAAUCAAGCUUGGAUACAGACAUUUUGACUCUGCUGCUCUUUACCAGUCCGAGUUGCCACUCGGGGAUGCCAUUGAAGAUGCUCUAAAUCUCGGCAUGGUUCAAUCACGAAACGAGCUUUUCAUCACUUCCAAGCUCUGGUGUAGUGAUGCACACCAUGAGUAUGUCCUGCCUGCAUUGCAAAAGACACUCAAGAAUCUAAAGUUGGAAUACCUUGAUCUCUAUUUGGUUCAUUGGCCAGUGAGCGUGAAGCCUGGUGAAUAUGAAUUGCCUGUCAAGAAGAAAGACCUUGUUCCUAUUGAUAUAAAUUCAGUAUGGGAAGCUAUGGAAGAGUGUCAAAGACUUGGCCUUGUCAAAUCCAUUGGAGUUAGCAACUUCUCUAUUAAGAAACUUGAAGUGUUACUUUCCAAAGCAAAUAUCCCACCGGCUGUAAAUCAAGUGGAGGUGAACCCUCUAUGGCGGCAAACUAAACUAAGAGAAUUUUGCAAGGAAAAGGGUAUAUUAAUCACAGCUUAUUCUCCAUUAGGAGCAAAAGGAACUCUAUGGGGAACAAAUUGGGUCAUGGAAUGUGAGGUACUGAAAGAGAUAGCUCAGAACAAAGGAAAAACAAUAGCUCAGGUUUGUUUGAGAUGGGUGUACGAGCAAGGGGUGAGCUUAUUAGUAAAGAGCUUUAACAAGACAAGGAUGCAAGAAAACCUUGAGAUAUUUGAUUGGAAGCUAAGUGCUGAAGAGUGCGAGAGGAUUAAUCAAAUAGAACAGCGAAAAGGAUUUCCUGGCAUAGAAUUCAUCUCCGAGGAAGGUCCUUACAAGUCUCUGGAGGAGCUUUGGGACGAGCAGAUUUGAAUGCGUAUUGCCAUCCUGUUAUUCAAAAAGAAUAAAAUGUAAUUUUGUUUUUUUCCCCUUCCACAUAUGCAUGUUUUUAUUAAAAUUUAUAAAAAAUAAAAAAAUAAUUGACCUCAUUUUGGGUGGAGUACAGGAUGUAAUCUUAUUAUUUGGAAAUGAUGAGAAUAAAGUCCAUGACUAGAAUUCUCCUUUUUCUUAAUUAAA
Molecule: messenger RNA, 1280 nt
Organism: Ziziphus jujuba (common jujube)
Lineage: Eukaryota; Viridiplantae; Streptophyta; Magnoliopsida; Rosales; Rhamnaceae
Product: non-functional NADPH-dependent codeinone reductase 2
Exons: 4
Coding region: 105-1076 (323 amino acids)
Cellular component (GO): cytosol
Molecular function (GO): aldose reductase (NADPH) activity
Source: RefSeq, a predicted model, not a curated record